Molecule: messenger RNA, 906 nt
Organism: Cololabis saira (Pacific saury)
Lineage: Eukaryota; Metazoa; Chordata; Actinopteri; Beloniformes; Belonidae
Product: lysosomal thioesterase PPT2-like
Exons: 9
Coding region: 1-906 (301 amino acids)
Cellular component (GO): lysosome
Molecular function (GO): thiolester hydrolase activity
Source: RefSeq, a predicted model, not a curated record
AUGAGGACCUCCCUGCUGGCUCUGCUCCUGCUGGCGGCUGUGGGCUACACCUGCGGGUACAAGCCCGUCGUCCUGGUGCACGGUGCUUUCGGGGACAACAAAGGCUUAAAUAGGAUGAAGAGGUUCAUCAAGAGGGAGCAUCCGGGUACCAAGGUGGUGGUUCCCAAUCUCUUCAGCAACAGGGGCAGCAUGAUGCCCAUGUGGAGGCAAAUCCAAGGCUACGGGUUGGCCGUGAAAAAACUAGCGAAAAAGUUCCCCAACGGUUUCCAUCUGCUGUGCUUCUCACAAGGUGGUCUCGUCUGUCGAGGGGUUCUCUCCCUGUUACCGAAGCACAAAGUGCACAACUUCAUAGCGCUUGCAUCGCCGCUGGCCGGACAAUUCGGAGAGGCGUUUAACGUCCAGCGACUCUUUCCGAACAUUGAAGGAGACGCGUACAAGAUCUGCUACAACCCAGUCGGACAGCAGGUGUCCAUUUGCAACUACUGGAAGGACCCUCGGCACAUACGCAGGUACCUGAAGAAAAACACCUUUCUGCCCGUGCUGAACGGGGAAGUUAAUCACAAGAGAAAGAAAGCGUGGAAGAAAAACUUCCUGCGGAUCAAGAAGCUGGUGCUGAUUGGAGGACCAGCAGAUGAUGUCAUCACCCCCUGGCAGUCCAGCAUCUUUGGAUUUUAUGACAAGAACAAAAACGUUGUCCCGAUGAGGAAACAGAAGAUUUACAAGAAAGACACGUUUGGUCUGAAGACGCUGGACAAACGCGGCGACAUCGAGGAGUGCAUUUUACCCAAGGUGACUCACGGGGGGUGGAUCAACAGAAGGGUCCGGAGGAACAUCUCCGGUUGCCCGGAAGGGUCUGGAGAAACAUCUCUGGGUGCCCGGAAGGUCUUGAGGAACAUCUCCGAUUGA